UCCUACCUGUUCGGUGCUUUUGACUUCACUGCCACCCAGGAGAUGGUAUAUCAGGCCACCACCAAGAGCCUCAUUGAAGGUGUCAUAUCAGGCUACAAUGCCACUGUCUUUGCCUAUGGUCCUACAGGCUGUGGGAAAACCUACACCAUGCUGGGCACUGACCAUGAACCUGGCAUCUAUGUUCGCACCCUCGACGACCUCUUCCGUGCCAUUGAAGAGACCAGCAAUGACAUGGAAUAUGAGGUGUCCAUGUCCUACCUGGAGAUCUACAAUGAGAUGAUCCGAGACCUGCUGAACCCCGCCCUGGGGUACCUGGAGCUGAGGGAGGACUCCAAAGGGGUGAUUCAGGUGGCCGGAAUCACCGAGGUCUCCACCAUCAAUGCCAAGGAGAUCAUGCAGCUGCUAAUGAAGGGGAACCGGCAGAGGACCCAGGAGCCCACGGCCGCCAACCAGACAUCGUCCCGCUCCCACGCUGUGCUCCAGGUGGCCGUGCGCCAGCGCAGCCGGGUCAAAAAUAUCCUACAGGACGUGCGGCAGGGCCGACUCUUCCUGAUUGACCUGGCUGGCUCUGAGCGCGCCUCCCAGACACAGAACCGUGGGCAGCGUAUGAAGGAAGGAGCCCACAUCAACCGCUCCCUGCUGGCCCUGGGCAACUGUAUCAACGCUCUGAGCGACAAGGGCAGCAACAAGUAUAUCAACUAUCGUGAUAGCAAGCUCACCCGGCUCCUCAAGGACUCUCUGGGGGGGAACAGCCGAACUGUGAUGAUUGCCCACAUCAGUCCAGCAAGCACCGCCUUUGAGGAGUCCCGGAACACCCUGACCUAUGCUGGCCGGGCCAAGAAUAUUAAGACGAGGGUGAAGCAGAACCUGCUCAACGUCUCCUACCACAUCGCCCAGUACACAAGCAUCAUCGCUGACUUGCGGGGAGAGAUCCAGCGACUCAAGUGCAAGAUUGACCAACAGGCCGGGCGGGGCCAGGCCCAUGGUCGGCUGGAGCCGGGUGACAUACGCCACAUCCAAGCUGAAGUGCAGCUGCACAGCGGGCAGGGCGAGCAGGCUGAGAUGGGGCAGCUACGGGAGCAGCUCAUCAGUGCCUUCCAAGAGCAGAUGGACGUGCGCAGGCGUCUGCUGGAGCUGGAGAACCAUGCUAUGGAGGUCCAGAUCGAUACUUCCCGCCACCUGCUCACCAUCGCUGGCUGGGAGCACGAGAAGUCCAGGCGGACCCUCAAAUGGCGGGAGGAACAAAGGAAGGAAUCCUACACCAAGGAUGACAGUGAGAAGGAUUCAGACACAGGUGAUGACCAGCCAGACAUCCUGGAGCCACCAGAGGUAGCCACAGCCCGGGAGAGUAUUGCUGCCCUAGUGGGUGAACAGAAGAAGCUGCGAAAGGAGAAGCUGGCGCUGGAGCAGCGCUGCCGGGAGCUGCGCUCGCGGGGCCGGCGCCUGGAGGAGACGCUGCCGCGGCGCAUCGGCUCCGAGGAGCAGCGCGAGGUGCUCAGCCUGCUGUGCCGCGUGCACGAGCUGGAGGUGGAGAACACCGAGAUGCAGUCACACGCGCUACUCCGCGACGGCGCGUUGCGCCACCGCCGAGAGGCCGUGCGCCGCCUGGAGCAGCACCGCAGCCUCUGUGAUGAGAUCAUCCAGGGCCAGCGGCAGAUCAUUGACGAUUACAACCUGGCUGUCCCCCAGCACCUGGAGGAGCUCUAUGAAGUGUAUCUGCGGGAGCUGGAGGAGGGCAGCUUGGAACGGGCCGCCAUCAUGGACCGCGUGGCCUCCAGGGCCCUGCAGGACAGUUCUUUGCCCAAAAUUACCCCAACAGGAACCACACUGACCCCAGAGUCAGACCUGGAGAGCAUAAAAAUGCUGAGCUCUGAAGCCCAGCGCCCACAGAACAGCAUCUUCCCACCCCUCGGCAUGGUGAGUGUGUUCAAGGCCAGUUCCCGGGCCUGGCAGACGAAGGGCUCCUCCAUGCCCACCCCACCUCUGAUCCAGGUCAGCAGCCUAGUGGCCCAGGAGGGCCUGGGCAGCCAGAUCAACUCUUCUCCGGACAGCAGUGAGAAUCUAUCAGAGAUUCCUUUGUCUUGCAAAGAGAGGAAGGAGAUCCUGACUGGUACCAAGUGCAUCUUGGUGAAGGCUGCCCGUCGGCGCUCCCGGGCCAUGGGCACGGAGAGGCGCCACCUGCUGGCACCUGCUACAGAGCGCAGCAGCCUAUCCCUGCACUCACUGAGUGAAGCAGAUGAUACAACGCCACCAGGCCCGUUGGCCUGCAAGAGGCCACCCAGCCCAACACUGCAACAUGCUGCCAGUGAGGACAACCUGUCCAGCAGCACGGGCGAGGCCCCAUCCCAGAGGAUUAGGCAUCGAGGUGAUGGCCCUGGGCUCUGGCUGUAUGGCCAGAAGAAAAACCCAGGCAAAAAGAGGGAGGAGUCACUAGAGGCGAAGAGGAAGAAGCGGAGGUCCCGGUCCUUCGAGGUCACAGGGCAAGGGCUCUCUCACCUCAAGACACACCUCCUGGGACCCCGUCCCUCAGAGGGCAUCUCGAACCACAAAAAGCCAGCAUGUGGGCACCCAGCUCUUGGGAGCAGGCAUCCAGGAAAGGUCACUGUGCCUUUGACCAAAGUCAAACUCUCUCCAAGUCAGAACACAGGCCCCAGGGACCACUCACCCCUUGCUGUUGCCCCCAACCCAGCUGGUGUUUCCCGAAGAGCUGCUCGUGGGACCAACCUGCCCUAUGGCUCAAGCACCUGUGGCAAGGAUGGACGCUUCCAGCAUAACUGAGGGGCCCUGCUGAAACCAGCUAUUCUACCCAAAGACUGAAUGGGGUGUAGCAGGGAAUGGGGGAUGGAGGCUGGACAGAUGGGGGUCCUGUGAGAGCAGAAGUUUAAAAAGCCAUGACUCCUGAGACCCAGAAGCUGUGGGGGUGCCUGCCCAACCCUUCCACACAUUCAGUGCCACAGGGAAGACAGAUGAAUCCAAGACUCAUGGCAGAGGUGCUGGGCUUCCUGUUUUCCCAGUCCCAGACAGAACACUUUUGCCAAAACUCUGCACAGACCUGUGUCCCAUCUCAGCUUGGCUUUGGGGAAGAGUUGCUGUUACUGGGAUGGGGCUCCUGGGCCCACACCUGGGGCAAGUAUACCUGGGUAGGUGGAGAAGGGGCUAACAGGUUGGGAGUUGGGGAGGGAAUCUAGUUUUGUUACUUAGCAGUGGCCUUUUCACCUUUGUUUUUAACAAUAAAGUCCCAUUUGGGUUUUGAUGGUUGUGUUGGAAACUAGACCUUGUCUAGGGUAUCUAUGACUAAGAUUCACCCAGCUCCCUUCCCUGUCUUCCACCACCCCAUCUUCCCUGGCUCAUUGGAUAGCAUAAGCCUACAAACAUCCUGGGGGCUGUUUGAGGCAUGGCUCAAGUGGUAGAAUGCCUGCCUAAUAAACAGAGGCCCUGAGUUCACGUUUCCGUACUACCAAA
This is a messenger RNA of Castor canadensis (American beaver), 3462 nucleotides long. Lineage: Eukaryota; Metazoa; Chordata; Mammalia; Rodentia; Castoridae. The record is from RefSeq and is a predicted model, not a curated record.